UCGAAAUGUUUCUUGUUUUCCGAGAAAAAAACAGAUUGGUUCACGGCGAAAGAAACUUGCGAACUGAAGGGCGCCUUUCUGGCUAAAGUCGAGAGUCAGGCGGAGAUGGACUUCAUGGAAUCAGUGAAACCAAAAGCGUUUUAUUGGAUGGGUAUAAACGACUUGGAAGUAGAGAAUAUAUUUAGAUGGUUGGACGGUACUAUGGUUCAAUGGUUCAAAUGGAGGCGGGAACAACCUAAUGGCGGAACAGAACAGAACUGUACAACCAUUGAUAACAAGUGGGAAUGGCAGGACAAAGAUUGUCAAAAUCUUUAUUAUUUCGUCUGUAACCCCAUUGAUGGUAAGAAUUGA
Lottia gigantea (owl limpet) is the source of this 351-nucleotide messenger RNA. RefSeq lists its product as hypothetical. The transcript is spliced from 2 exons. The annotation marks the transcript as partial. The record is from RefSeq and is a predicted model, not a curated record. Lineage: Eukaryota; Metazoa; Mollusca; Gastropoda; Lottiidae.